AUGAUGGAUGAACCAAAUGAAGUAAAUAUGGACACUGGAAUAGAGAGUGGAACUGCUUUAAAUGAAGCCAUUGAAUCCUUAAAACACCAGUUAGAGAAAAAUCCUUUCGAUUACAAUGCACACACUCGUCUCAUAGAAUGUCUAAGGAAGACUAAUGACUCUGAGCGAGUCAAAUAUGCAAGGGAACGUAUGCACGAUAUCUACCCACUUACCCCAGCCAUUUGGCUUCAAUGGAUCGAGGACGAGCUUCGCAAUGCUUCCACAUCCGAAGAAAAACGACAAGUCGAAGUUCUUUUCAAACGUGCUGUUGAUGAUUAUGAAGACGUAAAUGUCUGGCUUGAAUAUUGUCACUUCGCCAUUUCUACCCUGGAUUUCAAUUCUAUGAAGAGCAUGCAAGAAGCAGAGGCUAUCUUUGAAUCUGCUUUGUCGCAUCAGGGACUUAAUGUUGCUGGGGGAUCAAUACUAUGGGAGAUCUACCGUGAAUAUCUUACAAUAGUAUGGUCCCAAUUAUCGCAAAAAGAUCAGGAACUAAAAUCAGAACAGGUGAGAAAAAUGGAUCGUUUGUUUCGCCGUCAGCUCAGUAUACCUUUAUUAAAUAUGGAACAAACCUUAAUUGAAUAUCAAACUUUCCUAUCUGAUAUCGGUGUGGAUCUCUACCAACCAAGAGAAAAUUCAGAUUCUUUCCUACCAGAAGAGGUUAAAACAGAUUAUGAAAAAGCUUUGGAUCAUUUGAGUGUUCUGUUACCUUUUGAAGAAGCUAUAGAGGAAGCAAAUGAUAAGUCAGAAUCUGAAGCUAUUUCCAGUUGGAAUAUAUAUCUUGAUUGGGCAGUUCAUUGUGCAAAACGUAAAAAGCCUAAAACAUCUACAAAAAAUGGUGAUGUUAAUAAUGAGAGCAGUUCCACAACUUUCGUUAUGUCACCAAACGAAUUGUGCUGUCUUUUUGAACGUGCUAUUACCGCACAUUGUUUGGAUACAACUUUGUGGAUACGGUAUGCAGAUUAUGUGGAAUCACAAAUUGAAAAUGAUAUUCAGCGUUUACAAAAACUAUUAGCUCGUUCAGUACGUAAUUGCCCUUGGUGUGUUGAAUUAUGGCAACGAUAUGCAUUGAUAACUGAAGCUGUAAUUCUUGAAGGUAUACCAUUAAAAUCGAAUACCAAUGGAGCAGAACAAGAAUCUGUUUCACGUGAAUCUGAUCUGUUCAAAGAAGUUGAUGGAAUAUAUGAAACAGCUUUGGUAGCAGGUUUCACAAAUCCAGGCGAUGUGUUAAAAAUUUGGCGUAGUUACUGUGAUCAUCAUCUACGCAGACUCUGUUCAUUAGAGAAGACUUCUUUAUCUAGAGAAUAUCGACUGUCAUUACUUCGUGCUACAUUCGGUCGAGCUAUUGAAUAUUGUUUUGAAUUACUCCGUGCUCAACCGAAUACUGAUUGGUCACUGCUCAAUUAUUAUGCAUUUGUUGAGGCAAAACAUGCUGAGAAUAAAGAACGCGCUCGUUCUCUGUGGACAAGCUUAAUGAAGUUGCCUGGACAUGGAACAAGAGCUGAAUUCUGGAUAGCUUAUAUUCAAUUUGAACAAAAUUGGGGUGACAUAAAAAACUUACUCCGUGUUUGUGGCAUGGCUAUCAAUUCAAUUACCUCAGAUCAUUCAGAAUUAUUAUUUCAAGUUGUUCUAUGUGCUAUUGGUGAAAUUGGAGUACCUGUUAAGCAGUAUAGAGAUAUUGUCGUAAAAAUAAACACACGUCGAGGUUUACUAACGGAUUCAACUAAAGAUAACCAGUCGAAGAAAUCAAAUGUUGAGGUUGCGAAAUCAACAACAGAUCAUAACUUGCCUAAUGCCAAGAAAAGAAAACUACCCCAGCAACAGAGUGAUUCUAGUCAGUCAACAGCUGCAAAAGUACCUAAAACUGAGCCAACAUCUCAUGGAACGUUUGUUCCUCAUGAUCCGUCUAAAAAUGACCUAACGGUAUUUGUCAGUAAUCUUGAUUAUUCAACCAGUGAAGAUCAAUUACGAAAAACAUUUGAGAAGUGUGGAGAAUUAACAUCUGUUAGACUUGUUCGUGAUUACGCUGGCCGAUCCAAAGGAUAUGCAUAUGUAGAAUUUAAAAAUAAAGAAUCUGUGAAACCUGCACUUGAAUUGGAUAGACAAUGUGUUGUGACUGAUGAAAUCUCAGAAAAUGAAGUUGAAAACGUUGACAGUUCAAAACAAGAAGAGGAUCAGUUGACAACAGCUUCAAAAUCGUCUACUUACUUUCGACGUCCAAUGUUUGUGUCUAUUUGUGAUCCAAGCAAAGUUAAAUCUGUUGGAUUUAAAUAUACAGUUGGUAAAAAAGAACCUGAAAAAUUAUUUGUACGUAAUUUGGAUAAAAAUGUAAAAAGUGAAGAUUUAGAAAAACUAUUUAAACAGUAUGGAGAAGUUGUGAGUAUUCGUCUGGCAACAUAUCGUAAUGGUGUUCCUAAAGGUCAUGCUUAUAUUGAAUUUUCAAAUGCAAAUGAUGCUAGUAAGGCGUUGGUUGCUACAGAUGGUCUAAAAUUUGGAAGCAAGCUGAUAUCAGUAGCUAUCAGUGAACCACCUGUUCGUGGAAAUGUAUCCCAAAGUUUUCACCCGUCGUCAACAGAAGGCAGUGAAACCUUUAAAACUCCUCACAUGAUUAGUUCAAAUAGGUCUGAUACUGUUGGAGCUUCUAUGCGGAAACCCCGAACUCAAUUAGAGUUUUUACCACGUGCUAUACAUCGAACGCGUGAAGGCCAGGAUUUAAAGCUGGAUAAUGCCGCAUCGGGAUCGAAUGAAGCUGCCACAUUUGAACCCAAAUCAUCCACUCCUGUUUGCAGUAAAGACAAUGAAUACUUCCGAAAACUUUUUAUGAAGUAG
Molecule: messenger RNA, 2865 nt
Organism: Heterobilharzia americana
Lineage: Eukaryota; Metazoa; Platyhelminthes; Trematoda; Strigeidida; Schistosomatidae
Source: the annotation of a GenBank genome assembly